CGUACUUUUUAGCCAGAAGAAGGUACCUCACUUCCGGUUUGUGUAGAGACGCUGUAAGUGUGUAACUCCGAACACACACGUCUACACACGUCCACACACGUCCACACACGGCGUUUAGUGCGAGUUUGUGUUAAUGCGACGGUGACCUGUGAUUGGCAAAGCCUGGGUCGCCAAUGGCAACAAUCCCACCCCCUCAACUCUGGUGAAAUAAACUAGUGGGAGUUGGAUAUACUCUGACACCACACACACACACACACACGAGUACACAUCACGUAUGUGGGUUUGUCUCUGGUAUUCACCCAGGAGCAGGAAGUGCAGUUAUGAACUGCAUGCAGGCACUUUUGUAUGUGGUUAUUUAUGUGUGUGAACUCACACAGAGAUAAUAAGCCAGUGUGUGUUUUGUCCCAUUAGUGCCUUCUGUACCCGAGAGAGAACCACGUCCUCGUUAUCGGCGUUCUGCUCGACCACCAUGUUUUAGUUUCUUAAACAUAAAUGCUAACGGGUGCUUUGUGUGACGCCUCCGUCACCCGACUGCAUCUCUGUUGUCAGAUAUGAGACCUCCGUAGGCUGAGGUCACCUCCAGCUGGCUUCUGUUUCAGUUCUGAACCCCUGUCUGAGUGACCCGGACUCACCAUGUACACACUGAACUCCAAGUGGCGUUAUUUGUUCAUGCUGCUUGGCCUGCAGCUCAUCGUCAUGGCGCUCCUGUCCAGAGACUCUUACCAGAAGAGAGUGACUUACUUUUUCCGGAUUUUCCGCAAACUGGAUGUGCUGAGCGGUCAGGCCUGGUCGGGGGCUGGUCACGGGACCAACCGCACAGUCACUGACGUCUACGCCAACCUGUCCCAACUGGUGCUAGUGUCCCAGAAAGAGGUCAUGCACUACUGCCCCAAAAAAUCACCACUGCUCAGUGGACCAAUCCACAUCAGCUUACCCUCAAGACUCACACUCGCUUAUGUGAAGAGGAAGAAUCCACUGGUGGUGCGCGGGGGACGCUACAGACCGCCGGACUGCGAGGCUCGGUAUCGCACUGCUAUAGUCAUUCCUCACAGGAACCGAGAACAACACCUGAAGUACCUCCUGUACUACCUACACCCCUUCCUACAGAGGCAACAGCUGAGCUAUGGCAUCUAUGUCAUCCACCAGGCCGGUAACUACACGUUUAACCGGGCAAAGCUGAUGAACAUUGGCUUCCGGGAAGCGAUGAGGGAGGAGGACUGGGACUGUCUGUACUUCCACGACGUGGAUCUGAUCCCUGAGGAUGACCGUAACACAUACGUGUGUGACAGAUAUCCCAAACACGCCGCCAUCGCCAUGGACAAGUUCGGCUACAAACUGCCCUAUAAAGGUUAUUUUGGUGGCGUGUCAGCAUUAACUCCUCUACACUAUCUGAAGAUGAACGGCUUCCCCAACAACUACUGGGGCUGGGGGGGUGAGGACGAUGACAUAGGCAUCCGUGUGUCUCUGGCCGGGAUGUCCAUCAGCCGUCCGUCUCUGAGGAUCGGCCGCUACAAGAUGAUCAAGCACAAACAGGAUAAGGGCAAUGAGAUCAACCCUAAAAGGUUCAGUUUGUUGGCGAAGACGCAGAAGACAUGGAAGUUGGAUGGGAUGAACUCGGUGGAGUACAAGCUCGUGUCUCGGGUUUACUUACCUCUCUACACCAACAUCACCGUCAACAUCGGCACCAACCACACCAUGAAACCUACAACCACUAAACCACCCGGCAAACGUGCAGAGAACCGGCCUAGACACUGACACACACACACACAGACCUGUGUCCUACACACACACCUCUCCGCACCGUGCGUGUUUGUGUGUAAGAGAUUCACAGACAGAGACACACACACACACACACACACACACACACACACACACACACACACGGUUGACAUUUGAAUGAUUGUACAGUUUGGGGUGCAGAGCCUCUGUAGUGCAUAUAUCAGGUUAUAAACUAGUGCUCUUUCUGACAGGGGUCUGUCUCUCUCUCCCUGUCUGUCUGUCUGUCUCUCCCCCUGUCUGUCUCUCUCUCUCCCCCUGUCUGUCUCUCUCUCUCCCCCUGUCUGUCUCUCUCUCUCCCCCUGUCUGUCUCUAUCUCUCCC
Messenger RNA from Tachysurus fulvidraco (yellow catfish), 2099 nucleotides. RefSeq names its product beta-1,4-galactosyltransferase 3. Gene Ontology annotation, biological process: carbohydrate metabolic process. The transcript is spliced from 7 exons. NCBI's taxonomy places the organism in Eukaryota, Metazoa, Chordata, Actinopteri, Siluriformes, Bagridae. Bases 634 to 1755 code for a protein of 373 amino acids. Gene Ontology annotation, molecular function: glycosyltransferase activity. The record is from RefSeq and is a predicted model, not a curated record.